This is a messenger RNA of Lates calcarifer (barramundi perch), 1579 nucleotides long. RefSeq names its product tRNA methyltransferase 12 homolog (gene tyw2). The record is from RefSeq and is a predicted model, not a curated record. Gene Ontology annotation, cellular component: cytoplasm. NCBI's taxonomy places the organism in Eukaryota, Metazoa, Chordata, Actinopteri, Centropomidae. Gene Ontology annotation, molecular function: tRNA methyltransferase activity. Gene Ontology annotation, biological process: tRNA methylation.
AGCGCUAGAAGAGCUUAAAUAAGAAAAGAAAGAUCAUUAAAUAAAGUUUUGUGUUUUCAAACGUCCGUCCUGCAUAAUAGUCCGACUGGAAACACGUCGAGUGUUGUUGUGGAGCAGCUAACGGUGUCCUGCGGCUAAUUUAGCAUUCCCUCACACCGUCAACACAGUGGAUUUAUUUGUGUGUGUGUGUGUGUGUUUGUUUGUUUGUUUGUAAAUGGACGGUGUGCCCUGCCUUCGUGUGUCUCAGUGUCACGCACAGGAGUUCAGGAAAUGUCUGCAGUCCAGAGGAGCUCUUGACCUGAGUUUGUGUUUGCUCAAAGAGUCAGAUGGGACAGUCCUCCUGCCCAUUUUACCAUCCUGUCUGUCACAACUUGAUCUGCAGUCCCUUAGAACCACGGUGGCUUCAGUCAAUACUUGUGAAAUAGUUUGGAGUCAGUCUCCUCUGCAGUCAAAGAAGGGAGGAAGAGAGAGGGGAAAGGCAAGUGGCAAUAAGCUUGAGAAAAUCCUCCAGGAGCUGUUGGAAUCUCAUGGUGAAAGAUGGACAGAGGAGCUGAAGGGGGACAUCCCUCGCAGCUUCCAGAGGCAUGGAGACCUAGUCCUGCUGGUAGACGGCUGUUUCUCCCUGCCGCUAUGGAAGAAAAUGGAUCAACAGCUGUGGGGUGCAGUGGCCAAAGGGCUGGGGGCAAAGCGUUUGGCAAAGAUGAGUCGAAUAUCCAGGGAUGGAUUUAGAUCUCCUGUGGUGACGAUGCUGUUAGGAGAGCACAGCUGGGUCAGACAUGUGGACAACGGUAUUCAGUAUGAGUUUGAUGUCACUAAAUGUAUGUUCUCAGCUGGAAACAUCACAGAGAAGCUCAGAGUGGCUGGAUUUGACUGCAGAGGGGAGACUGUAGUGGAUUUAUAUGCAGGUAUCGGUUACUUCACUCUCCCAUAUCUGGUCCAUGCGAGGGCCAGUCAUGUUCACGCCUGCGAGUGGAACCCAGACGCCGUUGAGGCCUUACAAAAAAACUUAGAGGCAAACGGAGUGUCCGACCGCUGCACGAUUCACAGAGGAGACAAUCGACAACUCCAGCUGUGUGACAUUGCAGACCGGGUGAACCUGGGUCUGAUACCAAGCUCUGAGGACGGCUGGCCCGUCGCCUGUCGCCUGCUGAAGAGGACAACUGGUGGCAUUUUGCACAUUCACCAGAAUGUUACCUCACCUUUACUGAACACUGCAGCCAUUCCAGCAAUCAAUGAUGCCACCCAGAGGGCUUCUGGGAAGAAAGCUGACAGAGUUGCAUGGGAGGCCUGGGCUGAUGACACAGCAGACCGCAUCUCUUCUCUUUUAAAGGACACCAGUGGCGCAUGGUGGAAAACAAACAUCCAGCACAUAGAGCAUGUCAAGUCAUAUGCUCCUCAUGUUCACCAUGUUGUCCUGGACUUGGAGUGCAGACCGUCCUGAGCUGGAGAGAUGAACACAGAUGCAGAGCUGACACUGUGGCUCUGGACAGUUUAAAUGUACUGAAGUUGCUUUUUUCUAUGUAAUAAACAAGCAAAUCGUAUGUUCCAGAAGUUUACAAUACAGUACAACCAAACACAA